AUCAACUUCCGGUCGGCUCAGUUUAUGACGUGUGGUCUGGGCUUGGAACCGUAUUCCUCCAGAAGGGGAUAAACAAUUUCUCUCCUUAGCGCUUUGGUUGUACAAAUAUCGCCACUGUUCGCUACCACCUACCAGAAUGAAUGUGGGUGUGGCACACAGUGAGGUGAACCCAAACACUCGGGUGAUGAACAGUCGAGGGAUCUGGUUGACCUAUGCACUUGGUGUUGGAAUUCUUCACAUUGUACUCUUGAGCAUACCCUUCUUCAGUGUGCCAGUGGUGUGGACUCUAACUAAUGUCAUACACAACUUUGGAAUGUAUGUCUUUAUGCAUGCAGUGAAAGGAACUCCUUUUGAGACCCCUGACCAAGGAAAAGCCAGACUUCUUACCCACUGGGAACAGCUCGACUACGGUGUGCAGUUCACUUCAUCUAGAAAGUUCUUCACCAUCUCUCCAAUCAUUCUAUACUUCCUGGCAAGUUUCUACACAAAGUAUGACACAGCACACUUUGUCAUUAACACUGCCUCACUCUUGAGUGUCCUGAUCCCAAAGCUGCCACAACUACAUGGAGUGAGAAUUUUUGGCAUUAACAAGUAUUAAGUUUUUCUAAAUUUUGUGCUUCGUAACAACAAGUCAAUUCCUGUGUAGUGUACUGCCGAUGUGUGUACUAAAUCAUACAGUGUGUAAACGCGACUGUCAUCAUUGAGAUAACAGGUUUAGGAAGAAAUGUUAAAAGAAAAACAAGUAGGUUUGUAGAUGACGGGAUGCCAUAUGCAUUACUAACUUGUGAAUAUUUAAUUGUCUUUUUGGUUAGCCUAGGCCUGGGCUGGCCCAGGCAUCAGUGAGGCUUUUUUUGUCCUCAAUAUACAUGGUAACAAAUUGUAUGUACAAGUUUGUUUCUAGCCACAAAAAACGCCCCAGUUGUUUACUUUCUAAGGGUAGGAGCCUGUGGCUUGCUGUUUAUUAGUACACUCAUUUUGUGAUGGGUGUCCCAUGUGUUCAUGCUGAGUGAACAGUGGAAUCAUAAUUAUUUGCAAGGGUUCAUUGGUAUGUGAAUCAUUUCUAAUUUGUAAUUCAAUGAAAAUGGGGUAGUGUUUUUCAUUGUACAGUUUUGUGAAUGUUACGUUCUGUAUGUUUAAAAAAGGUCCUGUAUGUAGAAGUGAGACAAACAAUUGUCAGGCUUAGUGUUUACCAAGAGAGGCCUAAAGUGUCUUUGUGAUAAAAUUACAAUUAACUAGCUGCUCUCUGUAGAUUGACUUUCUAUCAACAAGGCAGUUAGAUUUGCUUUGUUUGCCUGUAGCUCAUAGUACACUUGAUAGUUCUUGUUCUUAAUCUUAUUAAAAUGAUUGUUCCAUCUCUCA
This is a messenger RNA of Monopterus albus (swamp eel), 1359 nucleotides long. It is a transcript of the gene ormdl1, whose product is annotated as ORMDL sphingolipid biosynthesis regulator 1. The record is from RefSeq and is a predicted model, not a curated record. Gene Ontology annotation, cellular component: endoplasmic reticulum membrane. Lineage: Eukaryota; Metazoa; Chordata; Actinopteri; Synbranchiformes; Synbranchidae. The coding region runs from base 137 to 598 and encodes 153 amino acids. The transcript has 4 exons.